This is a messenger RNA of Oryza brachyantha (malo sina), 1131 nucleotides long. RefSeq lists its product as uncharacterized. Gene Ontology annotation, molecular function: single-stranded DNA binding. The transcript has 7 exons. The record is from RefSeq and is a predicted model, not a curated record. Gene Ontology annotation, biological process: double-strand break repair via homologous recombination. Bases 21 to 719 code for a protein of 232 amino acids. NCBI's taxonomy places the organism in Eukaryota, Viridiplantae, Streptophyta, Magnoliopsida, Poales, Poaceae. Gene Ontology annotation, cellular component: Shu complex.
GCAAUCCCCUCCCAGCAGCAAUGGUGCAUAGGUUCUUCCCCUGCACGUCCUCCGCCCCGCCGCCGGCCGAGAGCACCGGCAUCGCCCUCGUCUCUGGUCCUCCUUGCUGCGGGAAGACCUCGCUUCUCUUCCAGUUCGCGAUAAACCGUGCGACGGAGAGUGGACGAGGCGUGGUGUUCAUCUGCAGGAAGGGGAGACUGGAGAACAGCCCCCCUUUCUUGUCCCAUGGUAUUGAUCCGUCACACAGUGUGCUUCAGAGAAUCCACAUCAAAUACGUUGAAGAUGAUGAGGGUAUCAGAAAGUACUUUGCUGCAUUCCACCUGCUUGACAGCUUUCCUGCUGCCGUCAUUGUUGAUGAUUUUGCAGAUUUCUUCUCGGAAAGGAGCUGCCAGCAAAGAUAUGGAAAUGCUAGGGCUCGGGAUCUAGCAGUGAUUCGCAUGUUAGCUCUAUGUCAAAAUGCCAUUACGCAUGCCAAUGCAAAGCUCGGAACCCCUGGGUCUUGUAAUCUCUUGCUCUCUGAUGUACAUCAAGGUGACACCCCAAGAUCCCUGUUCAUUUACAAGAGAUGGAUAAGUUCAAUAUAUACAAUCCAAGGUGAUGGCCUAGGAUCCUACAUCCUCAAGAGCAUUAACAGUUCAGAAUGUGGGUCCAAAGGAAGAAGAGCCAAGUAUUCAAUAGCACUGCAAUAUCUAGUGCUUGAACAUAUUGGUUAUGCAUAGAUCAUGUUCUUUUGUUCAGCCCCAGCACCCCUAGAUGUAGAAUCAUACCUUAGAGAAGCAGAACAAGAAGUCUGCAACAGCAGGCAGCAACUUAUGAAUGCAUGAAGAGUAUCAAUUCCUACCGGCACAACUGUUGAGUUUGUUGUAAAUGAGACUGCAUGUUCACUUGAAUGCUAUUAGGUGAAUAGAUACUGUUCGGCUUUAGGAAGACACGAUCUCCAGAUACCCCAUUUUUAUUUUUAUCCAGGAAACCCAGUAACUGUUCCUUCUACAUAGUAGUCAGAUUAAUAUAUACAGAUUUGAGAUUUAGUUUUUAGGAAAUACGGCCGUUUUAUCUCCCAGUAAAUGUUUAUUUGCUACCAAGUAAUUUUGUUUGAUUCUCCUUUUGACAAAAGAAAAGAAAAGGGUGUGU